Hyaloperonospora brassicae is the source of this 1188-nucleotide messenger RNA. NCBI's taxonomy places the organism in Eukaryota, Oomycota, Peronosporomycetes, Peronosporales, Peronosporaceae. The record is from the annotation of a GenBank genome assembly.
AUGCGCCUCUAUCCUUUCGUACUCCUCGCCUCGACGGCCGUUCCGACCCGCGUUACUGAUGCCUCGGGGGUCUCUGGUUACUCGCAUACGAGCGACAACUCCACGGCCACGUAUCCUCCGUUCACCGAUGACUCCAACGACGACCCUGCCAAUCAGCAGCUUGUGGCACAUGGUAUUACGAACGAUGAAGAGAGGGCACCACCAGUAAAACCAUCAUAUGACGCCUUGCAACCGCUUACAAGUGGUAUUAAAAAAACGAUAAUGUUCAAGCUAUACGGCGGCAUCAGCGGGCCAAAGCUCACUUCAAGCGGUUGGGAUCAAGUGUUAAGCAGAGAUGAAGAUCUAUUACGUAUGGUGGGCACGCGUACAGCAAAAGGAGCUAUCCCAGAUGUGGACAUGCAGGAAUUCGUGCAAAUUGCCACACCACACUUAAGAAAAAUGUUGUCGAUGAAUGCGAAUAGAUUUAAGAAAAGAUUCUCAUCGCAGGACAUGUCACCAGAAGGACUCGCUGCAGAGUUAUCAAAUUACCAUUUCUUUAGGAAUUUUAGCUUUGAAAAGGUGCGUAUGUUGCAAGAAUUCCUCGGUUCAUCGGAAAAGGCAACGAAAAAGUUCUUUGACACGCUAUCGAUAGGCUUUGGCAGUGAGCUUGAAUUCGCGCGAUUUCUGUCGAUCGAGAAGAAAAGCCUUGUAAAUGGGCGUGAGGCAAAGUUGCUACAGAAAGAGCUGCUAACAUUCUGGAAAAAGACCAAGUCCGAAGAGGAAGUGCUGAAGCUUAUCGAUCUGGUGAAGCAAGGCUGGACAUACGAAACUCUGGAUACUUUGGUUCAGUUCGUUGUGCUGCGUGAUUCCUUAGAAUCGAAAGACGUCGACGCGGAAACGAUUAAGCUUAUAAUGGACAAGCUAGGAGACAAAGCUAUCACUCAGGCGAUCAACAACGGGAAGAAGAAGGGAGUUAAACCUGUCACGUCGUUUUUUGGUGUCGAUGAUAUCGAAGCCGAGAUGGCGUCGGAAGAGAACAAGCACAUCGAUCUUGCCGAAAGGCUUUGGAUACAGCUUCUUCGGGAACUGGACGCAAGAAAAAACGGCCAUAAAGAUGUAAGCAAAGACGACAGUCGAAGGCCGAGCAACGAGCUCGAUCACAGUGCAGACUUGUCGUUGGAGCUGUCGCUGAAGCCUCCGGGUACGUAA